Molecule: messenger RNA, 1260 nt
Organism: Zootermopsis nevadensis
Lineage: Eukaryota; Metazoa; Arthropoda; Insecta; Blattodea; Termopsidae
Gene: Vps28
Product: vacuolar protein sorting 28
Biological process (GO): protein transport to vacuole involved in ubiquitin-dependent protein catabolic process via the multivesicular body sorting pathway
Cellular component (GO): ESCRT I complex
Molecular function (GO): protein-containing complex binding
Source: RefSeq, a predicted model, not a curated record
CAUGAUUGAGCAUAAAGUAUGGUAAUGUUUAUACCACUGUUUCAUGUUGCCUUGGUUUAUAUGACAUUUUCCACAGCUGUAGAUUGUUGUAGGUGUGUCAGAAAUUUGUUGUGAAAUUCACAGUAUGUCAAUGAGUGGAGUAAUGCCUUCUUCUCAAGAUUCCAACAGACCAGAACUCUAUGAGGAAGUCAAACUGUUCAGGAAUGCACGGGAAAGAGAAAAGUAUGACAAUAUGGCUGAUUUAUAUGCAGUCAUCAAUACAUUACAAAGUUUGGAAAAGGCUUAUAUCAGAGACUGUGUGACACCCAAAGAAUAUACUGCAGCAUGUUCAAAACUUCUUGUACAGUAUAAGGCAGCUUUCAGUCAAGUUCAGGGAGAUGAGUUUCCAAAUGUAGAAGCUUUUGUGAAGAAGUACAGAUUGGAUUGUCCAGCUGCUCUAGAGCGAAUAAAAGAAGAUAGACCAAUUACAAUUAAAGAUGACAAAGGGAAUACUAGCAAGUGCAUAGCUGAUAUAGUUUCUCUCUUUAUCACAAUCAUGGACAAGUUGCGGCUUGAAAUAAAGGCAAUGGAUCAGUUGCAUCCAGAGCUACGUGACCUCAUGGAUACAAUGAACAGACUCAGUCUUCUGCCAUCGGAAUUCGAAGGCAAACAGAAAGUGUCAGAUUGGCUUACCACUCUUUCAGGAAUGCAAGCAUCUGAUGAACUUUCAGAUACGCAAGUUCGUCAGCUAAUAUUUGACCUUGAAUCAUCAUAUAAUGCUUUCAAUAAUUUACUACACCAUACUUCAUAACGUGAAACUAUAAUAACUGUGCAGGAAAUGUGUCACAGUGAGAAUCUGCAUAAUAAAUGUAUUUUUUUUUCUUUUUUUGUAAAUAAGAUUUAGUAUACUGUAUUGUGAUAUGUUAUUUGUUUCACUUCCUUAAUAAUGUACUCAUAUGUUUAAUUGUAUGUAAACUUAAUUAUGCCAAGCCGAUCAAUAAUAAGUAUGCUGUGCCAUUAAUCAGUUUGCAAAUGUCCUGCAUUACACAUUCAUUUUAAUUAUUAAUUUUAAGAUUAAUAAGAUCUUCUCGGGCCAGGAGCCGCGUCACUCGGUUGAUCAGUGCCGACGUGCCGAGGGCCAUCUACGUCCCGAGAUUUUAUUAACGACGUCUGCCGUGGAAACGUGACAUCAGAUUUUGAGAUUUUUUGGAAGAAUCAUGUUCCAAUUAUCACCACAUAUUUUGGUGACCAGCGUAUGUGUAUAUUAUUAUUAUUUAGUGU